AUGAUUCGUGUCACGGAAACGGAAGAAGUGGUUUGGGGCGUGGAGGCAAGCCUGGGGUCUGCUGUCACCACCGGCAGCAGUGAUCCCUAUUGCAUUGUGAAGAUUGACAAUGAGCCCAUCAUCAGGACAGCCACUGUGUGGAAGACCUUGUCCCCAUUCUGGGGGGAGGAGUACAAAGUCCAUCUUCCUCCCACCUUCCACUCGGUGUCCUUCUAUGUCAUGGAUGAAGAUGCUCUCAGCCGAGACGACGUCAUUGGGAAGGUCUGCCUCACCAGGGAUGUCUUAGUGGAGCAUCCCAAGGGUUACAGUGGAUGGCUCCACCUGAAGGAGAUUGACCCGGACGAGGAGGUUCAGGGAGAGAUCCAUCUGCAGAUGGAGAUCCUGCAAGGCCAGGGGCCCCAGAAGCUCCGAUGCACCGUGUUGGAGGCCAGAAGCCGAGCCCCGCUGCAUCAGGCAGGUGUGGCGCUGGCUGCCCCUCAGCGCUCUUUCCACCUUGGACAGAUCGUUAAGAAGUCCUGCUACCCAAGAUGGAACGAAACCUUUGAGUUUGAGCUGGACGAGUCCGCCCCGGGGACGCUGUGUGUGGAAGCCUGGGACUGGGACCUGGUCAGCAGAAACGACUUCCUGGGCAAGGUGAUGUUCAACAUCCACGGCCUGCAGGCUGCCCAGCGGGAAGAGGGCUGGUUCUGGCUGCGGCCAGACCAAUCCAAGACCCGGAUGGACGAGGCCAGCCUGGGCUCCUUGCAGCUGCAGGUGCGGCUUCGGGACGAGACUGUGCUGCCUUCCAGCCUCUACCAGCCUCUGGUGCAGCUGCUUUGCCAGGAGGUCAAGCUGAGGCCCAAGGACCAUCCGGUGCAGCUGAUCUCCCUCAUUGAGGAGACCACGACGGCCGAGUGUCGCCAGGAGGUGGCCACCAAUCUGGUCAAGCUCUUCCUGGGCCAGGGGCUGGCCAAGGAGUUCCUGGACCUGCUUUUCCAACUGGAGCUCAGACGGACUGUGGAGGCCAACACCCUCUUCCGGAGCAACUCUCUGGCUUCCAAGUCCAUGGAAUCCUUUCUGAAGAUCUCAGGCAUGCAGUAUCUACACAGCGUUCUGGGCCCUACCAUCAAUCGAGUCUUUGAAGAGAAGAAGUAUGUGGAAUUGGACCCCAGCAAAGUGGAGAUCAAGGACGUGGGGUGCUCAGGACUGCACCGGAUCCAGACAGAGAGUGAGGUGAUGGAGCAGAGUGCCCAGACCCUACAGUCAUACCUGGGUGGGCUUCUGUCGGCCAUCAGUCGCUCUGUGAGGAUGUGUCCAGCAGUCAUCCGUGCCACCUUCCGCCAACUUUUCAAGAGGGUGCAGGAACAUUUUCCUGAGAACAAGCACCAGAACCUGAAGUUCAUUGCCGUCACCAGCUUCCUGUGCUUACGCUUCUUCUCACCGGCCAUCAUGUCACCCAAACUCUUCCACCUGCGUGAGAAGCAUGCAGAUGCCCGCACCAGCCGCACCUUGCUGCUCUUGGCCAAGGCUGUCCAGAAUGUGGGCAACAUGGACACACUGGCCUCUCGAGCCAAGGAGGCCUGGAUGGAGCCCCUCCAGCCCAUGGUCCAGCAAGGGGUGGCUCAGCUGAAGGACUUCAUUACCAAACUCAUUGACAUCGAGGAGAAGGAGGAGCUGGACCUCCAGCGGGCGCUUAACCUGCAGGCCCUGCCUGUGAAGGAGGGGCCCCUCUUCAUCCACAAGGCCAAGGGCAAAGGCCCGCUCUUGUCCUCCUUCAAGAAGCUCCACUUUUCCCUCACCAGCGAGGCCCUCAGCUUUGCCAAGACGCCCAGUUCCAAGAAAAUGACCUUCAUCACCCUGGCCAACAUCCGGGCGGCCGAGAAGGUGGAAGAGAAGAGCUUCGGCAACUCCCACGUCAUGCAGAUCAUCUACACAGGCGAAGCCGGCCAGUGUGAGACAGCCUAUCUGCAGUGCAAGUGCGUGAAUGAGCUGAACCAGUGGCUGUCUGCCCUGCGCAAGGUCUGCCUCCACAACCAGGGCAUGCUGGGCUCCUACCACCCAGGCAUCUUCCGAGGAGACAAGUGGAGCUGCUGCCACCAGAAGGAAAAGACAAGUCUGGGCUGUGACAAAACUCGAUACCGGGUGACCUUGCAGGAAUGGAACGACCCCUUGGACCCAGACCUGGAAGCCCAGCUCAUCUAUAGACACCUGUUGGGCAUGCAGGACACCAUGCGUGAAAAGUACCUGGAGCUGACUGCCCUGGGGGCUGCUGGGAAUAUCCCCAACAUUCAAAGUGAAGCACUGGAUGGCCCCACUCAGCUGUUCCAGGUACUCCAGGACCUAGAGAAUGCCCACCGCUCUGGCCCUCUGACCACUGUGGACCAGGAAAAGAACUAUCUCUUGAAGUUGCAGACGUGAGACUGAGCCCUGCUCCCCCCAGGCCAAGGCCCCAACUCCAUCCGUCCCCCCCUCUGCCUCCUGCUGGGACUAUUUAUUCCCAAGAACUCCCUGUCAUGUGGUUGCUGCCUGUGGACUCUGUGCUUUGGAGAUCUGCCUGUGGCCUGGGUGAUCCUCCAGGCCCCCUGGUCUGUGCCCCUGCCCUCGCUUCUGUCCCAAAGCUCAGCCCUUGGCUACAAACCAACACCCUCUCCCCCAUCCCCCAUUUCCAUCAGCCCUGCAGGGGCCUGAACCUCUACCCUGGGCUUGUGCUGAAGCUUUAUCCAGAGGCUUUGAGAGAGCUUCAGGAGGCUGAAGGCCCUCCUGACCAGGGAGGGAGACAGAAACCUCCUUGCCCCAAUUUCCUGGGCAGCCACUAGGUCCCCAGGCAGUGCCCCUGGGUCCGGUUUGGGGUAAAAAGGCAGCCUCAGAAGCCCCAGGCCCACUUCAUCGCUUGCCCCCAUCCUGGGCCCACUCCUAGUUAUGCCCUUGAUUCUAACAUUCCAUGAAGUUCAAAGUGGGGAAGCUUGGGAGCUGGGGGAUGAUGGGGGGGAGGGGAAGGGGUGCCAGGAUCAUUCAUGAGGGCUUGCGGGUGAUAAGAAAGCUCCAGAGUCUCUUUCUGGCUCUGUUGGCCCUGUGGCUGGUGCCCUACUCUCCCAGCUCUUCUCCCAUCCUCGGGACAAAGUCUGAUGAGCAAAGUCCUCCGGGAGCAGAAGGCAAGAGAAGAAAGAGGGCUCCGGUGUCAUCUUCUGUGCCCACUACCCCCACCCCCAUUCCCAGCAUGGGCACGCCAGGGCCCCUGGGGCUCACAAGGGCCAGGAUUCAGGCUCCAGCUUCCUGACUCAUCUGAGGUGGACAGGCUCAGGCCCUCCCACUUCCGCCCAUCCCCAUCCUCUCAGCUGGGCAUCACAGCAGACUACAAUAAACUUUACU
Molecule: messenger RNA, 3348 nt
Organism: Gracilinanus agilis (Agile Gracile Mouse Opossum)
Lineage: Eukaryota; Metazoa; Chordata; Mammalia; Didelphimorphia; Didelphidae
Product: ras GTPase-activating protein 4-like
Exons: 20
Coding region: 1-2397 (798 amino acids)
Biological process (GO): intracellular signal transduction; regulation of GTPase activity
Source: RefSeq, a predicted model, not a curated record